CCUCUUUGAAAUUUGUAGUUCAUGAACUUUUCAACGCCCACGCAACCAAGCCGCCCACACCAACAACAACAACAAUCAUCUAUCUAUCUUAUAAAAACCCCAAAUUCUACUCUUUUUUCUGAAAAUAACAAGUAAAUAAAAACCAUGAGAUUGAUCUACGUAGCAUUGUUGGUGCUUUCUCUUUCUCUUUUGUAUACUCCAAUUCCAAUUUCAGCUCACUUCUUUCCCAAUGAAACUUCAAUUCCGCCAUUGCUGAAUUCCACUCAAUGCAACUGGGACUCGUUCCGCAACCUCUCCGGCUGCCACGCCGGCGAAAAAGUCGACGGCUUGUCCAUCCUCAAGAAGUACUUCCAGUACUUCGGUUACAUCAACAACGCGUCGAACUUCACCGACGAUUUCGACGAAUCACUCAAGUCAGCUCUCGAGACUUACCAGAAAAACUUCAACCUUAACGUCACCGGCGAGCUCGACGAUUUCACCGUACAGCAAAUCGUAAGACCCAGAUGCGGCGUCGCCGACAUCGUCAACGGUACCUCGACCAUGAACUCGGGAAAAUCGAACACCUCCUCCACGCGCUUCCACACCGUCUCUCACUACACGCUUUUUCCCGGCGAACCCCGCUGGCCUCAAAGCAAGCGCGACCUAACCUACGCGUUCAACCCAGAUAACAACCUCUCCGACGAGGUCAAGAGCGUGUUCACACGCGCGUUCGAUCGUUGGUCUACUGUAACGCCGUUGACGUUCACGAUGACGACCUCGGCGUACUCAGCGGACAUUAAGAUUGGGUUUUACAACGGAGACCACGGCGAUGGAGAACCGUUCGACGGGGUCUUAGGAACACUGGCCCACGCGUUUUCGCCGCCGAACGGUCGGUUCCAUUUAGACGGCGCCGAAAGCUGGGUUGUCUCCGGCGACGUCACGAAGUCCUCGUCGAACACGGCGAUCGAUCUCGAGUCGGUGGCUGUGCACGAGAUUGGGCAUUUGCUUGGGCUCGGACAUUCAUCUGUGGUGGAAUCGAUUAUGUACCCUUCGAUCCCGUCGAGGACUAAGAAGGUUGAGCUUGCCACCGAUGAUGUUGAGGGAAUUCAGUACCUGUACGGAGCGAACCCGAGUUACAACGGUUCGGCCACGACGUCUGCUAGUCGAGAAACUAGUGAUGGUGGUGAGGCCUUGAUUUCGAUCUCUAUGUGGGGCCUUAGAUCGUUUUUGGCCGUUGGAUUUGGUUUUUUAGUUGUUUUUAGUUUUUAGGAAUAUACCAUUUUAUAUUAUUUUAUUGUUUUUUUAAAAUUUAUUUAUGUGGUGAUAGUUUGAUUCGCCCAUUGAUUUUUUUUGUUUUUUGUUUUAUUUGUCUGUGUAUACGGAUGUGAUACAUUAGUGCAGUGAUUUGUAUAUACGAUUGUUGGAUACACAUUUUUUUUUUUUUAAUGUUAUUCUUAUAUAGUGUUUGUUUCA
Quercus robur (English oak) is the source of this 1452-nucleotide messenger RNA. RefSeq names its product metalloendoproteinase 2-MMP. Gene Ontology annotation, molecular function: zinc ion binding; metalloendopeptidase activity. The record is from RefSeq and is a predicted model, not a curated record. The coding region runs from base 145 to 1248 and encodes 367 amino acids. Gene Ontology annotation, cellular component: extracellular matrix. NCBI's taxonomy places the organism in Eukaryota, Viridiplantae, Streptophyta, Magnoliopsida, Fagales, Fagaceae. Gene Ontology annotation, biological process: proteolysis; extracellular matrix organization; collagen catabolic process. The transcript has a single exon.